Molecule: messenger RNA, 3056 nt
Organism: Moneuplotes crassus
Lineage: Eukaryota; Ciliophora; Spirotrichea; Euplotida; Euplotidae
Source: the annotation of a GenBank genome assembly
CCAUUAUGCUCAUCUUGUAUAUCACAGUUGGCAUAGCCAAUGUGUGCAAGGACGAAUACGGGGAAUUAGGCUCACCCCUUUCUGGAAGUUUUGAGCUUCCUGAGACACAAUAUGAAUAUAUGAUUACUGUGUUUGAAGAUCAACAGAAGAGUUUACUCUAUUUUGUUGGAUUUUAUAAAUUGGACUCAGGAAAAAGAGAAACUAUUAUUUAUCAAUCUGAUUAUAACUUAAGAAAAGUUAAAGCAAUGACAUAUGGUCUUAGUAGUUGAGACUACUCUUAUGUCAUGUCUACAGAUGCAAAAAUUUACAUUCAGGACUACACUACAAAUAAGAUAUUUGAAAUUGAUACUGAUACUUUGAGAAUAAGUAGAGAGUUAAUUAUUCCUUCAGCAACCCUUUCAUCAAAAGGCGAGAUGGCUGCUAGUUCUAAUCUAUAUUUCACAAUGGAACUAAAUUCCAUCACCGAAGUUUGCAGAUGGGAUACUCUCACUACCAAUCUCGACUGCUUCAGCUUCAACCUGAUCACUUACUCCAACAUGGUCCCUAUCUCUCCCGAUCUUCUCUUUUACGCUUCCGAUGACCCAGCCGGUGGCCAAUAUUACUUGAUCAAUUACAACUUCUCGGAUUCGCCAAACUUAGUCUGGAAGAAGAGCAUUGUAUGCCCAGUUACAAAUUGAGCUACCAGGUAUAGCUCAUCAACUUUGAGCAAAGAUGAAAAAUCAAUCUUUACAAUGAUCAGGUAUGGAGAAAAUUUCAUAUUCCAUAAGCUAAAUACUUCUGACGGCUCUUCUCAGAACUCAGGUUUUAUAUGUAGCGAUCCAGAAGCAAGAGCUAGUCAUUCUGUCAAAGAAUUCAGUGAUUUUGUUGCUGUUCAAAUUUAUACUAAUACUUUCUCUCCAAAUCCUACUCGACUAAUUUUGAUAUCUUCUGAUAAUUCAAAGAUUUUGAAAGAAUAUGAUACUGCUAAUAUUCGUUUCUAUAAUGCCUUACCUGUGACAAUACAAGGGCAAGAAAUUAUGUAUUUCCCUGGAGGUCAUCUAUCAAACAAAACUUUCUUCUUAGGCAGAUCUCCUGUUAAUAACAUUGAUCAAUUAUUUGAGUUCGAAGUUGGUGUUUCUCAUUUUGUGCCGAUCACGACCGAUUACCAAGUGCUGGAUACUUCUUCAAACCCGAGCUUGACUUCAACUCCUAGGACGCUGACAAUAUCUACAAGCACUUCGAUCACUGAGACAGAUGUGACAUCUGUUAUCAGUCCCAGCUUUACAACACACGUGGCUUUGUGGAACCAAGACCAUGUUCAAUCUGUACAAAGUGAUUCAUUUGUCCAACUAAACUUCACCUGGGCUUGUGCCCAAGCUGUCAACUUCACUGCGGUCUCCUUCAGCUUAGCCCAAAUAGGAUCGAAUGAAGUUCCUGAGUGGGUCCAGAUCGACACCGAAGCACAAGAACUCCAUCUUAACAAGACUCCCCAACUCUCUGAGUCCGAGACUUACAACUUCUCGCUCAAAAUAUCUUUUGGCAGCGAAGUCCACCACAAAAGAUUCGAGAUCACUGUAGAGCAGUGCAACAUACUGAAUUGUGAGACCUGCCAGCUCGGCUCACCAACUCUGUGAGAAACAUGUGAAACUGGCUAUGAGGGCUCUGAUGGGCAGAAGUCUUGCUCCAAAGUUUCAGCUGUUGCUGGAGCAGCUGAAGCUGCAGCUGCAUUGGCAAGCGCAAGUGUCAUGAUGGCUGGUGUGUCUUCAGCAUUGUCAUUGUCGUCUGUCAACUCCAUAUUUAGCCUGAUGAACAGUCUCCAGCUGGCAGUACUUCUGCCUCUGGUUCCAGAGUACUUUUCGCCUAAAGUGCUUGCUCUACUGAGCGGCAUGGGGUUUGCAAUGAUGUCGUUUGACUUCAUCAGACUCAACGACAUACCUUUUGUGGAAGAAGUCUCGAAGUGGGUGGCUUAUCCUCAAUCAGAUGACUACCUGAACAGUCUAGGGAUGAAGUCAGGCAGUUCAGUCGUCAACUAUUUGUCAUUGAUGAUAAUUGUAUGUCUUGUUGGAAUUAUUCAUUUGUGCAUUGUUGUUAUCAAUGAAUCACUAAGAAACUCAAAACGCCAGAAGCGUAAAAAGUUCUUUCACAGACUGUUUCUAUUUUUUACGUUCAACAUUUACAUUCGGAUAUUUAUCCAGGCUUUUGCAUUUACGACUUUGUCAAUAUUGGCAGAACUUUACGCUAUGAAUCUGAGCACAGCACUGACACAAAUAUCUUUCGGACUCUGAGUCUUGUUUGCUUUAGGAACAAGCGUGCUGUUCAUACUUUCGUUUUACAUGUAUGCAAUGUCAUUUCCAGAAUUUGAUUGUAAAAAAUACUGGCCUUGAACUGAAUACUUCAAUGGAGUGAAGCCAGACAAGCACUCCAAACUGUACUCCAGUAUAUUCAUGAUUACAAGGUUGGCUUCAUCUUCAUUGUUGAUUAUCGGAAGGGAGGCUGAGUCUUCUCAGAAAGCAAUUUACUUCUACUUGCUCAACAUUGGGUAUGGACUCUAUCUAUUGACUGUGAGGCCAUUCGAGAAUCCUCAAGACAACAUCAUAGAGGGAAUCAACCAAGUAUUAUUUUGUUGUUUGUGAGUUCCGUUAUCAUGGCUCAACACAGAGGCAGCUUGGACCCCAUUCUAUGAAAGCUACUUCACUUCGCUUCUAACUGCAUCGCCAUUAAUUGGAAGUAUCAUAUGACUUGUAUUUCUAAUCAAGACAAUCAUCAUUUUUGUAAGAAAGAAGAAAGUACAGAGAAAUAGUAACAACAAUGAUGGUCGUAUGAAAACUCACGCAGAAGAGCACAAAGCUUCCCCUGUUAAAGAAGAGAACAAGCAGGUCUCAGAGUGUGCCAGUUCCAUCAUCCAAUCAGAGCCCAACUUCAACAAGAGCAAUGCUUCUCUUGUAAGAACUCCAGAAGUGAUGGGAAGGAAUCCUCCACGACCUAAAGUUAGGAAAUUGCUUGCUUCUCGGAAGGUUGGAGUGAAACCGAAAUAGGAAUGAACACAAUUAAUAACAUUGCUACUCAAUAUUUAAAUU